Physella acuta is the source of this 1049-nucleotide messenger RNA. Its product is annotated as procathepsin L-like. Gene Ontology annotation, biological process: proteolysis. The record is from RefSeq and is a predicted model, not a curated record. Gene Ontology annotation, molecular function: cysteine-type peptidase activity. NCBI's taxonomy places the organism in Eukaryota, Metazoa, Mollusca, Gastropoda, Physidae.
AGGCCAAAGAUCGAUCGCAGAGACUCGAUUAAAUUUUCUUUAGUGAGAUUCACACAUCAACAAGGUGUCAUCAAUCGAUCAAAUUCACGUGUUUAACCACGGAUUUCAUGCGUUCAUAAAACAUAUCUUUACACACCAAGUUCGAUACAUAUCGGAUCACCAAGAUCGAUCAAGUGAAGAUGUCACCAGGACUAGGUGUAACCUUGAUUGCCACCUUAGCGUUGGUCAUUCAGGGCGAGCUAUCUCAAAAUUAUCAGGUAACCAUGGCGAUGUCUGACGAAAGUUUUGAUUGGCGGAAAUUUGGUGUCAUCACGCCCGUGUAUGACCAGGGCAUGAUGGACAAUGUUAUGGACUUUGUUAUUACAGAGGGCAUGGAGAGUGUUCUGGCUAUUCAGACCAAGACCAAGGCCAUUCACCUCAGCGUGGAGGAGGUGGGGGCGUGCUGCGAUAACGAAGGUCACCAGCCCAAGUACCCCGGGUUCGACUGCAUCAAGGUCAUAGGCGGGUUGUGUACCCCUGAGACGUACCAGAACGAUACCGGAAGUUGUAAUAACCGGAAGUGUAAGCCGGUGGUCAAGGUGACCGGAAGUGGUUACAUCCCCGCAGGUCGUGAGGACUUCAUGCUAAAGGUCAUUCACACCACACCUAUAGUAGCUCUAGUUGAUGCCAGCCAGCAGUCUUUCCAGACCUACACUGCCGGGGUGUACUCGGACCCCAGAUGUAGCUCCACCCAGGUGGAUCACGCCGUACAGGUGGUGGGGUAUGGGUCAGAUGGGGGACUGGACUACUGGAUCGUCAGGAACACCUGGGGUGUCGGUUGGGGUGAGCAAGGCUACAUGAGGAUCUUACGUGGCAAAAACAUGUGUGGUAUUGCGGCAUUCUCAUUUUACCCAUUGUUCAAGCAUGCCUGAAACAACACACACGAAAUAUUACAACAUGAUUUUUAAUUUAUUUCCAAGAUUCGAUUUCAUCAUUGAGGUUUACUAUAUCUCCUUAUAAAAAAAAAAAGCUUAGUAUUCAAAUUAAUGGAAUUCACUUAUUCAGUAGGU